This is a messenger RNA of Macrosiphum euphorbiae (potato aphid), 213 nucleotides long. The record is from the annotation of a GenBank genome assembly. Lineage: Eukaryota; Metazoa; Arthropoda; Insecta; Hemiptera; Aphididae.
AUGACACUACCAGUAUCAACUACUUCCAACGAACGAUUUUUUUUCGCCUUUCAAACGUAUAAAAAAUGCUUAAGAUUAACAAUGACUGAUGAGCACUUGAGUGAUUUGCUAGUGAUUGAUGUCGAAGGUGAUGAAGCUUCAAAAGUUGAUCUUCAGGAAUCUAUUGAUCUAUUUGCAGACAUGAAAUCUCGUAGAUAUCCUUUAAAAGCUUAA